CUCGGACUGCAUUUAGCCGAAGUUGAUGGAUGAUGUGAAUCCCGAUGCCUUCGUUUAUUACCCUGCAACCUCCGCCCUUCUUACUUCCAAUAGUCUUUGUUUCACACACCUUGUUACUUCUCUUCCAGAAUCUUAUCACUAUGUCUCAGUCAAAACCAACCCUGCGAUGGGGCAUCAUCGGCACUGGUCUGAUCUCAUCAUGGUUCAUCCAGGACCUCCUCAUUGAGAGAAAGGAUGCCCAAGCAACACAUCACAUACAAGCCAUUGGAUCGUCUUCGGUUGAAAAGGGCACAAAGUUUGUUGAGACACAUAUGCCAGGGCAGACUCAACUUCCAUCCAUCUAUGGAAGCUAUCAGCAAGCUUACCAAGAUCCCAAUGUUGAUAUUAUCUACAUCGGAACUCCUCAUGGCUUUCACAAGAAGAACUGCCUCGAUGCAAUUUCGCACGGAAAGCAUGUUUUAUGCGAAAAAGCAUUUACUCUCAACGCCAGAGAGGCAAGAGAGGUUCUGGAUGCAGCCAAGAAGAAGGGAGUUUUUAUCAUGGAGGCUAUGUGGACGCGCUUCUUUCCUCUGGUUAAAUCUCUCCAGAAGAUCAUCCAUGAGGACAAGGCUGUUGGCGAUGUCGUUCGAGUGUUCGCAGACUUUGCCAUGAACCAGAACAUCGAAUCAAAGGGUCCCGAUUCAAGACUAAAAGACCUAUCUCUUGGUGCUGGCAGCCUGUUGGAUAUUGGCAUCUACAGUCUGACAUGGGGCCUUGUGACCCUCGAUGCAGGUGUAGGUGAAAAAGCCACUACACCAAAGAUCACUGCCGCUCAAACUCUCGUCGAUGGUGUCGACAUCGGCACAUCAAUCAUCCUCUUAUAUCCCGAUGGAAAGCAGGGUAUCUUGACCUCCAACUCAAAGGUCAAAACCCCAGAGGCUUUCUGCCGCGUUGAAGGUACCAAGUGCCAUAUCAUUGUAGAAGGAUUCGCGGGUUCAGUCCCUGCAUCAUUCACUGUUUACAAGGACGGAGAGACUGAGGGGAAGAAGUAUGAGUUUGAGAGACCUGGCAAGGGAUUUUACUGGGAAGCUGAUGCGGUGGCUUUGGAUAUUGCUGCUGGUAAGGUUGAGAAUGAUACUAUGCCGUGGGCUGAGACUAUUCGCGUCAUGGAGAUUAUGGAUGAGGUUAGAAGACAAGGAGGAGCUAAGUUUCCUCAGGACUAGAUAGAUAGGAAUGAUAUAUGCAUUCGCUGAUGACACAAGAAGAGACUGCUAAAGCAAAGAUCAAGCGAUAGGCCUUUUUUUAAGUUCUAAGACUAGAGCACAAUCUGGAACUAAUA
Molecule: messenger RNA, 1318 nt
Organism: Fusarium odoratissimum NRRL 54006
Lineage: Eukaryota; Fungi; Ascomycota; Sordariomycetes; Hypocreales; Nectriaceae
Exons: 1
Coding region: 45-1202 (385 amino acids)
Molecular function (GO): nucleotide binding
Source: RefSeq, a predicted model, not a curated record